AUACGAGACAAAUAUUGGAACGUUUGAAUUGCGUGAUCCGUAAAAGGAACUGCGAAUGCAAUAGAAACGGAGGUGUCAGCGAAAUUGCUAAUCGAUGCCACGUUCCAUAAUUUUCGACGCCACGCGAAAUUAUUUCGCGCUCGAACCUCGCCGUGGCAACAACCAUGCUCCUCCACGUCCCCUUCGUAAUAUUUUUCGCGACAAGUUGCUUGUCCAUUCCAUCGCCUAUCCCAGAAAUACCCUCGUUCUUGAAGAUAUGCCAUCAAAGUGAUCCGCAUCUUAGCGACUGUAUAAAGGAGAGUGUCAAUUCCUUGAAACCGUAUCUAAGGAAAGGUAUACCGACUCUUGGAAUACCAAAGUGUGAACCACUCCACUUGGACGAGAUCGAGAUCGAUCAAUCUUCCGGUCCGAUCUACAUCCGGGCGAUCUACAACAACGUGUCCAUAUUUGGAGGAACUAAUUUCGUACCUAAGAGUAUCAGACUCGACUUGGAUAAAAACGUGAUACGAUUGAAACUCUUCAUCCCACGAUUGGAGAUGGUGUCGAAUUACGUGAUGGAUGGUAGAAUCAUGAUGCUAUCGAUCACGGGGAACGGGUUGGGACACGGAAACUUCACCGACAUCGACGUAAUUGUCACGAUACAGAUGGAGCGGUAUCUGAACGAGAGGACAGGCUCGAUUCAUCAGGCUGUCGACGAUAUUUACGUAGAUUUCGAGAUCGGGCAUGCCACGGUGCACUUGGACAAUUUGUUCGACGGUGACGAAAUGUUGUCUGGCGCUAUGAAUCUUUUCCUCAACGACAAUUGGAACACGAUUAUCGCCGAGAUUAGACCGAAAUUAGAGGAGACUAUAGCCAUGCUUAUCAUGAAAUUCACGAACACGAUUUUCUCCGUGUUUCCGGAAAAUGUGUUGUUGCCACCUUAGAAGUGAUGUAAUAGUUUAUUUUUUCUUUUUUCUUUUUUUUUUUUUGUUAAUGUUUAUAUUUGUAAGAAAUUUGUUUUAUAAAUUUUUGUAUUUUAUACUUAAUUAAUUGUAUACAAUAUAUUUUAUAUUUUAUACAA
This is a messenger RNA of Apis dorsata (giant honeybee), 1060 nucleotides long. RefSeq names its product protein takeout-like. Lineage: Eukaryota; Metazoa; Arthropoda; Insecta; Hymenoptera; Apidae. The transcript has 3 exons. The record is from RefSeq and is a predicted model, not a curated record. The coding region runs from base 165 to 923 and encodes 252 amino acids.